ACUCACUCUACACGAAUCCCUGGCGUGAUAGCACACGGUCUGGUCCAGGUACACGAGACUGUGACAUAUAUUUGCGCACUUUAGAUAAGUGUAGGAUUUGAGAUAUAAGUGGAAUUAUGUGGCUGUGACAAUUCUAACUUUGUCACUAUGUCGUCUUCAACAUGUCGGAGUGUUAAACAUCUGUCCAUGUUCCUUAUUUUCAUCUGUUUUCUGGGUGGUGUGCUGUGCACGAAAUGUUAUCGAGACGAACUUGUCGGAGACCGGGAGGGCAACGUGUAUCACUGCGAAGAUCCAGGCAAACCCGAGUGUUGUGAGGAAAACCUAGAGUUCACCUGCUGCCAGACACAGUCUACUAAAACACUGAAGGAACAGUUCAUCCUAUGGGGCGCUGUCCUAGCUGCGGUCAUACUCAUUACAGUCCUGCUGUGUUGGUUGUGUAAGGAUUGGAACUGUUGCUCGUCGGACAGACCAGUCAAAGACCGAUGCUGCUGUGCUAAAAAUGAGGAGUCCGACGAUGACCCACUGAACGACGAGGAAUACAGAAGAAAGAGUCAACCUUAUCAGAUAUCACCUUUCACGAGGACACUUCCGUCCGACGAGGAACUCAAAAUCCAACCGGGAUCUUCAUCUAGCAACAUGUCCCGGUUCUAUUAAUCCAUUGGAAAGUUAGGGAUGUGAAACUGUCAUGGAGAAUUUAUUAAGGUCUUAGUUUUUCUUGGCUCAAUUAUGUAUUAAUCUUACGCAUUUAAAAAAAAAUAUUUUUGGAAAAAAACAAAGCUAAGUAAUAUAACCUUAUUUUUGUGAUUUGGUUUUAAAUAAUCAUUUAAAAUCCCAAUUUCAUUUACUUGAAAAAUUACAAUCGUCCGUGGAAAGUUCACAAAUCAUCUAUGGCAAUGUUUAUACAAUUUGGACACUAGAAUAAUACACAUUGGUACAUUUUACACCAUGGGCUGGUGACAAACAGUUGGAAAAUAAUAUAACAAUUAUAUGAAAACAAAUACAUAGUACUACUAUAUAUGUAUAUAAUCUACAAGACUGCCGUCCACUUGUUGUUUUAUGUUAUUUUAUCUAAUGCACAACUGUACUCUCACGUGAUGUGUUUAUAUACAUGUUUAACGUAUGUACCCCUGUGAUUUAACAAUUUGAAAUUAUAACGUUCUAUCCUAAAACGCAUUAGAAGCACUGCUUGUAUAUAUGUACAUUAAGUAUUUAAACAGAAUAUUCAGUUAUGCAUAAAGUUUUGAUAGAUCAAGAACUAAUAGGAAAUUUUUAUGGUUCCCUUAGAAACGUUCACGUACGCGUUAACAAUACCUUGUACGUGACAAUAUGUUGAUAGAUCAGCUGAGACAUACACUUACGUAACUAAUGCCGCUAGUUCAUAACAAGUUCAUUCAGUAGACAGGAAACAUGCUAGUGAUGUUGUCCGGAUCGAUACCAUUUUAUUGGAAGGAACCCGUUACACCGGGAUUCAUUAGCGUAAUGGUAUAUUAGAUAAUUUGUAACUUACCAAAACAAAUUUUUUAGAAGAAGUUCACAAUAUAAAUAAAAAGAAAAGUAGGAUCCGUACAACAGCUAGCAUGUCUAAAAACAAGCAUGUUUUUAUGUUUAGUUUUUGAAAUGCUAUGUAUCAACAACCUGUAUGUGAUUCUCCCCCCUUCCCCCCCCCCCCCCCCCCCCCCC
This is a messenger RNA of Pecten maximus, 1680 nucleotides long. RefSeq lists its product as uncharacterized. The coding region runs from base 148 to 654 and encodes 168 amino acids. The record is from RefSeq and is a predicted model, not a curated record. NCBI's taxonomy places the organism in Eukaryota, Metazoa, Mollusca, Bivalvia, Pectinida, Pectinidae. The transcript has 4 exons.